This is a messenger RNA of Paramecium sonneborni, 2652 nucleotides long. Lineage: Eukaryota; Ciliophora; Oligohymenophorea; Peniculida; Parameciidae. The record is from the annotation of a GenBank genome assembly.
AUGAUUACUAAUGAUAUAAGUAAAAUUUGCAAUAAAACAAUAUUUUGUCGAGAAUAAGAUUGUUAAUAAAGUCAUUAAAGAAAAUUUGUUGGAAUAUGUUUGGAAUAUUUGAAAUAAGAAAGUGAUGAUGAAGAUGAUUAAAAUUAUUAUAAAAAAAAAUGUUCUAAUCCUCAUUGUUAACUAUAUCAUUUUGAUAGUAUUAAAAUGCAUUUAUUGCUUUAAAUGUCUUCAAUAAAUGGUAUAUGGUUAUAUAAUUUAUGCCCUUAAAAAAAUUGCAAUUUUGUAUAAUGUUAAUAUCUACAUAAAAAAUGGGCCUAAGAUGUAUGUAUGAAAUUUAUGUUAACAGGAUGCAAAAAAUUAUAAUGUAAAAAGCACAUUGAUUGGUGUAAACUUAGAGAAGAGGUAUAUAAAUAAUAUAAUGUUUCUGAAAUAAAUCCAGAGAAAAUUAAUUAGAAAUAAGAAAAUAAAUAUAUUAUUCAUUUAAAGAAUUAAAAUUUAUGCAUAGAAAAUUUAAAAGGUAUUUGCCCAAAUUUAAAAUGUAAAUAAAUACAUUGUGAUUGGGAAGAUAUUCCAUAUAAAUCUUGCUUUAAAUAAUCAGUUUAUCCCUGUACUAAUUAAAUUUCUUAGAAUAAUUUUAUAGAGGCAGCAUAAAAUAUAUAAAUUUAAUAAUUAUGUGAUAAAGAGAAAUUGAUAAAAUUAUAAAGGGAAAUAAAUUAAGCUAAUAUCAUAGAUGUAAUAUUUAUAUUAGAUUUAACAUUGUCAAUGAAACAUUGGUUGAAUACUAUAAAAUGUGAAAUUACUAAUAUAAUUUAUCAAUUCAAAGAAAAGAUCAAUGGAUAUGGAAUAAGAGUAGGAUUUGUUGGAUAUCGAGAUGUAUGUGAAGCUGAAGACUAAAUAGUAUGUAGAUGUUUAACUGAUAAUUUUGAAGAAAUAACCAGAUUUAUUUAGGAUUAAGAAGCUAAAGGUGGAGGUGAUUAAGCUGAAGAUGUUAUUUCUGGAUUAAAAUAAGGAUUAAAAUUAAAUAUAUCUUUACAUCCAGAUAGUAUUUUAUGUACAUUUUUAAUUGCUGAUGCUCCUUGUCAUGGUAAAUAAUAUCAUCAUGAAGAUAUUUCAGAUGAUUUACAAGAUUAAAUUGAACCUUAAAGUUUAGAAAAUAUAAUGAAAUAAUAUAAGCAAGUAAAGAAGCUUAGUUUUUUCACUUGUUUUAAAAUAAGAGAUUCAACUGAUUUAAUGUUUUAAAAAAUGUAAGAAGGAUUUCCUGAUCUGAUAAUAACUAGAAAAAGUUAGCCAAGUGAUUUUCCUUAAUUAGUUACAUUUGCUCUUGAAUCAUCAAUUUCAAUAACCUUAAAUCAAUAGGACUCUCCCUUAAGAUCUUAAUUUUUAUAUACAGAAGCUAAUUUUAUACAACCAAAAAUUAUUAAUUACGAUAUUUCAAAAAGAUACUAAAAAAAAUCAUAAUUUUGGGAAAAUUUUUCUGUUUAUGUUGAUGAAAAUUAAAGAAGUGGUGCCACUGCUUUAGAAAUCAAAUUAUAACCUGAAAUUACUUUAGCAAAUCCAUAAAAUGAAGCUUUAAGGAAUACUUAUGUUUUUUAAGUUUUUGAUGCUAUUAAUAAUAGAUAUAUGGUUGCUAAAUUAUCCAAAGAGCAUGUUAAAAAAUAUAGAGAAAAUGAAUUAACAGAAAAUGAUAUUGAAAUUGCUGAAGAAUAGGCAAAAACUAGAUAUUAUGUUGCUGCAUAUGCAAAUGAAUUAGCAUUUCUAUUUAGAUAAAAAACAAAAGAAUUUGAUGGUAUACCUCCAAUUUUUUAUGUCACACCUAUUCUUUAUAAAUUGGAAAGUCCAUUUUAUGGAGUAAAGUAAUUAUAUGCAGAAACAUGCAUUAAUUAAGCAAAAUUUAAAUGGAAAAAGUAUACAGAUUAUUAUUUUUAUUCUUCUUUUAGCCAUUUUACUUAUACAGAAACAGAAGGAACUCUAGUUAUAUUAGAUUUAUAAGGAUCAGAUAAUAUUUUAACUGAUGCUUCCAUAUAAACCUUAGAAAAUAAAAUUCCAAUCUUAGAGAAGGAUCACACAAAUUAAAAAUAAAUAGGAAUAACUAUUUUUUUAAAUUAAUAACACUAAUAAUGUAGUUUAAUAUGUUAAAUGCUUAAAUUAUCAAGAAAGAACUUUUCAAUUUAAAAUCCAGAAAUUAAUAAAAAUUUAUGGUAAUUAUAGGAUCACCAAAUGGUUUUAGUAAUAUGUGAAUCAUGUUUACAAUUAAGAUCAUAUUCUUUAGAUUAAUUUAAAUAAAUGAAUGAAAUUAAAUGUGAUAAUUGUAGAGAUUUAUAAAAAUAACCAAUACAGUCAUUAUGUAAAUGUUGUUUAAGUUUAUAUCCUCAUGACCCUAAUGAAGAUUUAUAAACCUUAACUGUUUAUGGUUUUUGUAAAAUAUGUAAAUCAAAUUGUCUUCAAAGAGCAAGUGCAUGUAUAUACUGUUCAAAUUAUUGCACAUUAAAAUUAAAAUAAAUUGGUACAUUCCAAAAAUAUAUUUGCGUAAUAGGAUAUUAAUACUUAUAAACACUCUAUUGUAAGGAUUGUUAAACAAAAUAUCAAUUUUAAUUUAUUCUUUCAGAACAAGAUUACAAAGAUGGAAAUUUUAUAUGUUGUUAGAAAAAAUGA